AUCCCGGCGAGAACCUAAAAUUCCCUGCUUCUCAUCUGUCUUGUGUCACUUCUGUCUUUCUGUUUCUGCAGAAUCUCCCAAGUUUUUGUGUCUUUCCUCCCAGAAAAUUGUGUCUUUGUGCAGUGUGAAAUGGUGAGAGAUCCUCUGCCUGGAAUUGUAAGAAAUCCCAGGCACUGAACUAUUGCCUCCUCACAGGAGGAAUUGCACGUAAGAGACGCGCUGUUGCCAAUGAAUCAGCCACUGGAGGAGUGAGAUAUCAUCCUAGAAUCUCCAGAAAAAACUUCUAAAAGAAUCUCAGAAAAUGGCAUCAACCAUGCAACUAGAAUUCUCUCAGGCCAUGUCUGAUUUCAAGACAAUGUUCCCAGAAAUGGAUAGGGAUGUGAUUGAGGCAGUUCUGAGAGUUAAUAAGGGUGCUGUGGAUGCCACAAUUGACCAGCUUUUGGCCAUGAGUACGGACAAUCAGAAUGAGAAACUGAGGAAUGAACUUGAAAAGUCAGGGAGUGAUUCACCACAGAAGAAAUCCUCCCGGGAAACAUCUCCAAUUCCCAGUACAACUCCUGAGAAACACAAUUCCCUACUGAGUACAUCUCCAGCAGCUCUGACCAGCACUGGAGCAUCUCCAAAGGUCAAGAAGACAUCAACGUCUCCCGAAGCAGCUGCAGCUCCACGGAAGACCAAGCGAUGGGACCCACCGAUUCUCAGUCCACUCCCACCGACCUUCCUCCGGGUCACGUGCGUCAAUGAGAAGGGAGAGACUGACUUCCCGGAUGAGCAAUUUGCGCUGAUGCUUCAGAACGAAGAAUUCAUGAAUGAGUUGCGUUGGAAUCAGGAGUUCAUGAUGGCCCUGGAGAAGGAGCAGCAGGGCAAGGCCAGGACUGAAGAUGAUGCUGUGUUCAAGGAGCGUCUAAAGCACAUGGGCAAGAAGUCCAGGAAGAAAUUCCUACAGCUGGCCAGAGUGUUUACAUGGCAGAAGAAUAAGAAACCCGGAGCUGUUCGACAUCCAGACUCACUACUCCUCCAGGAGGAGCACAGUGAUGAUGAUGAGCCACGCCGGGCGAAAAAAUAAGUCCCCCAAUUUUUUUAUUUUUUUUUGUUAUCGAGGAGGAUCUUGGUGUGAUAGUCAUGAGAAUCUUUCCAAUUUUAUCAAUAACUUCGUGAAUCCUUGAGCAGAUGAAGUCACAUGAGGACUUUGUCUGCUCCCGAAAAAGUGUUGCCAAUAAUGGGAUUAUCCUCCAACUCCUGGCCAUUGUGUUGUAGCCAUUUGUUAAUUUUUACUUGUCCUAAGCACUGAUACUUGCGAUGAAUCUCCCUGAAAAAAUCCCCUUUUGCAGAACUCCGCAAUCUCAUUAUUUUACAUUAGUGUUAGAGAGGGAAGAGUCACGCGAUACUCGAAGGUAAGGGUUAGUAGGAGCCAAAACACUCCCUAACCCAAAGGCAGGAUCAUAGGAAAAAAGAAAUUAUAUAAAGAGAAAAAAAAACUUAUACAAUAACUUACUGCAAGAUAACGAAUAAUUGAGAAAAAAGAUAAACAUUUAAUGUGUCCAUAAUUACGGUGAUGUCUUCUGUGCAAUUUAUUGUUCCUUUUAGAUAAGCAAAAAAACACUUACAGAAAUGCUGGUAAUAUUUGGAGAAUUAUUUAAUUAUCCCUUAGGGAUUAUCCACACAAUUAUUUUAUUAUUUUACCGAAUCCCUUUUUUGUUGCUGUAUACAUUUAUUAAAUAAAAAACAUUAUAUUUCA
Phlebotomus papatasi is the source of this 1738-nucleotide messenger RNA. RefSeq names its product CUE domain-containing protein 1. The transcript has 3 exons. Lineage: Eukaryota; Metazoa; Arthropoda; Insecta; Diptera; Psychodidae. Gene Ontology annotation, molecular function: ubiquitin binding. The record is from RefSeq and is a predicted model, not a curated record. Bases 302 to 1066 code for a protein of 254 amino acids.